Messenger RNA from Vanessa tameamea, 1994 nucleotides. RefSeq names its product zinc finger protein ZFP2-like. Gene Ontology annotation, cellular component: nucleus. The record is from RefSeq and is a predicted model, not a curated record. Lineage: Eukaryota; Metazoa; Arthropoda; Insecta; Lepidoptera; Nymphalidae. The transcript is spliced from 5 exons. Gene Ontology annotation, biological process: regulation of DNA-templated transcription. Gene Ontology annotation, molecular function: DNA-binding transcription factor activity, RNA polymerase II-specific; zinc ion binding; RNA polymerase II cis-regulatory region sequence-specific DNA binding. The coding region runs from base 92 to 1744 and encodes 550 amino acids.
UAUAAAAAAAAAUAAUGUCAUUUGAAUUAAGUUAAUUGAAUGUUUUCAAUAAACAUUAUAUAUUUUUGUGGUAAAACAUCGGAAAUAAAGUAUGAUGGAAGUAAAUAAACUUUGCCGCUGCUGUUUAUCUGAGAGUGGAAACAAAGAUAUGAGUGUAACUUACCCUUGGUUGGGAGAAAAAGAAAUAUAUUCCGACAUGUUACAGGAAUGUUUCAAUAUUGUUAUAAGUACAAAACUAGAAAACAGUUUAAUAUGUGAUUUAUGUGUGAAGACUUUACGAGACUCCUUAUGUUUCAAACGAAAAGUACUCCAAUCAGAAACAGAGUUAUUAAAAAGGAUCACAGAUGCCGAAAAUGAGAAGCCAGUAUACGUGAAGGAGGAAAUAGAUCCCGAAACAGACGGCAAUGAAUCGGAUAAUUACUUCUUGAAUGACACAAUCAAAGAAGAAUCACCUCCACCUCAGCCCGUUACAAAGAAGAAAACAAUAUCUAAAAACACAACGAAAACAAAUAGGAAUGUUAAAAAUCUUGUCAACAAAUUCACUUCUAUCGAAUCCUGCAAUAGAUCGGAAAUCAAAUCCAUAAAGCCAAAGGAGUUGAAACUCGUGAAAAAUAGAAAGAUAACAAUAAAAAAUGACCUGAAGAUAAAUCUGUCUUGGACCACACGUACCGCUCACGACAAACGAAAACACAGAGAGAAUCUUCUGACUAUAUUGAAGUACUCAAAUGUGAUACCGUUCAAAAACAAAUCGUUGCUUGGCUUCAUAUGCGGUUACUGUGAUGCAACCUUCCCCGAUCCUCUGGACCUCAGGGUACACACAGAGAAUGACCACGAGAAGGAGAGAUUAGAUUUCAAAUCCUCCUUCGACAUGACUGAAUACAACGUCAAAUUGGACGUGACAGAUUUAUCUUGCUUAUUAUGCUCCGAGAAGAUUGAGAAUCUGAACAAAUUAAAGGACCAUCUCGUCAAAGUUCAUGAUAAAAUAUUCUAUGAUGACAUCAAAGAUCAUAUAAUGCAGUUUAGGUUGAAGAAGGGUGACGUUUUCGACUGUGCCAUGUGCCCGUCUACGUAUGAAACGUUCAAGAUGUUGAAACAGCACAUGAAUAAACACUACAGCAACUAUAGUUGCACGAAGUGUGACACAUCCUUUGCUACCAAGAGAUCAUUGAACGCUCACCAGACGACACACCAAGAAGGCAGCUUCAAGUGUGACCUGUGUGAUAAAGUAUUCUCGAGCAGAACCAAGAAACAAUAUCACGAGAAGACAAAACACUUGGGAGCGAGGAGCAUCAGUAAUUGUCCGUUCUGUGACGUCCCGUUCAGGAGUUACUACCAAAGGAACCAACAUUUGGUCAAGGUCCACAAUUCGGAGGCCCAAUAUAAGUGCAAUGUUUGCAACAAAGGUUACAUAUUGAAAUCUCUAUUGAUGUGCCACAUUAAGAAGAACCACCUGAUGGAAAGGAACUGCCAAUGCACCGAGUGCGGCUACAGGUUCUUCAGUAAGAAAGCGUUGAACGCUCACAUGAUCAAACAUACGGGCGAGCGAAAAUAUGCGUGUGAAGUUUGCCACAAGUCGUAUGCCAGGAAGUACACGCUGAGGGAACAUAUGAGGAUUCAUAAUAACGAUAGGCGGUUCAAGUGCGAUGUUUGCAGCACGGCGUUCGUGCAGAAGUGCAGUUUGAAAAGUCAUUUGCUCUCUCACCACGGCAUUAGUAUGGCAGCGAGCGACAUCCCCACCUCCUAGUCUUCCAAAUGACAAGUGACACUGACAGGCGUCACUCGAUCAAUAAUGACCAUAUUUUUUUUAUUUUUCAAUAAAAACGUGUCAAAUUAAAGUGAAUUUGUAAAUAUUAUUUGUAGUGCAAUAAGUGAGAAUCGGAUAAUCCUGCAAUACUGUCUUAGGUUAUAAAAGAAUAUUUAUUUAUCAUGAUAAUACAUUUUUGAAGGCAUUAUAAUAUAUGCUUUUGUCAAAUAAAAUAUUUAAAUAAAUUUUA